Messenger RNA from Rhinolophus ferrumequinum (greater horseshoe bat), 3030 nucleotides. RefSeq names its product LEM domain nuclear envelope protein 2 (gene LEMD2). Gene Ontology annotation, molecular function: chromatin DNA binding. NCBI's taxonomy places the organism in Eukaryota, Metazoa, Chordata, Mammalia, Chiroptera, Rhinolophidae. The transcript is spliced from 9 exons. The coding region runs from base 138 to 1619 and encodes 493 amino acids. The record is from RefSeq and is a predicted model, not a curated record. Gene Ontology annotation, cellular component: nuclear inner membrane. Gene Ontology annotation, biological process: nuclear envelope organization; negative regulation of BMP signaling pathway.
UCCGACCAUCUCAACAUGGCGGUCGUGAAUGACCUUCCCAUCAUGGCGUAGGGCCCCGCCCGCUCCGCCGCGGCCGCGGGCGGGAGCAGUUCCGGGUACAGUUCGCGCCGGGGUGGGCUGGGGGCGGCGUCCUGGCCAUGGCCGGCCUGUCGGACCUGGAGCUGCGGCGGGAGCUGCAGGCCCUGGGCUUCCAGCCAGGACCCAUCACCGAUACCACCCGGGACGUGUACCGCAACAAGCUGCGCCGCCUGCGGGGAGAAGUCCGGCAGCGGGAGGAGGCUCGGCCACGGGGCGAGGAGCGGUUGCGGGAGGAGGCCCGGCUGCGCGAGGAGGCCCCGCUGCGCGCCCGGCCCGCCGCGGCCUCUCUGCGAUCGGAGCCCUGGCUGUCCCCGCUGGCCUCGAGCUCGACCUUCGCGACCUCUGGGGCCUUCGGCGAUCUCGGGGCCCCCGCGGCUUCCUGGUCCGGGAGCCGCGGCCUCGCCUACCCCGCCCGCCCUGCGCCGCUCAGGCGCCGAGUCUCGGUCCGGGGCAGCUCGGAGGAGGACGAGGACGCUCGGCCACUCCCCAGGGCCACGCCGGGUCUCGGGGCCCGUCGCUUGUGGACCGCGUCUCCGACGCGGCUGCCCUCCUCCCUCCAUGACCCCGAACCGCGGCCUGGCCUGCGGGGGACGCGAGCGGGCCCAGCGGGCACGGCACGGGCCCGGCCCGAGGUGGGGCGGCGGCUGGAGCGCUGCCUGUCCCGGUUCCUGCUCUGGGCUAGCCUGGUGUUGCUGCUCGUCUUCCUGAUCAUCCUCUGGGUGAAAAUAGGCAAAUCCUCGGAGCCACAGGAGGCGGAGGACAACAUGAAAUUAUUGCCAGUGGACUGUGAGAAAAAAACAGAUGAGUUCUGUCAGGCCAAGCAGAAGGCGGCUUUGCUGGAGAUGCUGCAUGAACUAUACAACUUCCUGGCCAUCCAAGCGGGUAAUUUUGAAUGUGGAAAUCCAGAGAAGCUCAAAAGCAAAUGCAUUCCUGUAACGGAAGCCCAGGAAUAUUUAGCCAACGUGACCGGCAGCUCCUCUGCCAAGUUUGAAGCUGCACUGACCUGGAUACUGAGCAGUAACAAGGACGUAGGCAUCUGGUUGAAAGGGGAAGACCCUUCGGGAUUGGUGACGGCCGUGGACAAGGUGGUCUGCUUAGAAUCCGCGCGCCCCCGGAUGGGCGUGAGCUGCCGCCUGAGCCGUGCCCUCCUCACCGCCGUCACCCAUGUGCUCAUCUUCUUCUGGUGCCUGGCCUUUUUGUGGGGGCUCCUGAUCCUCCUGAAGUACCGGUGGCGCAAGCUGGAAGAGGAGGAGCAGGCCAUGUACGAGAUGGUGAAGAAGAUCAUAGAUGUGGUGCAGGACCACUACGUGGACUGGGAGCAGGACAUGGAGCGCUACCCGUACGUGGGCAUCCUGCACGUGCGCGACAGCCUCAUCCCCCCACAGAGCCGGAGACGCAUGAAGCGGGUCUGGGACCGGGCCGUGGAGUUCCUGGCCUCCAACGAAUCCCGGAUCCAGACAGAGUCCCACCGCGUAGCUGGAGAAGAUAUGCUGGUGUGGAGAUGGACUAAGCCCUCCUACUUCUCCGACUCUGAGCGAUAAACCCCAGUGGGGGCCAGUCAGCCUGUCCCAGCCAGUCCCCUCGGGGGCUCGAGAGGGCCACCAGACCUGCCGGUGCUGAAUUCACACUUGCCUUGACUGCCACCUCCUGACUCUGGUUCCAGAGGUCUCUGUAAGACUCUUGAGAGAUUAGCUCAGUAGGGAAGUGUGAGCUCUCUUGAAGGGCGAGGAGAGAAGCCAGAGGCCAGGUGGGUAGCUUGUCCUCUGCAUUGGUCCGAUCCUCUCUGGCCUCUUUUGCUGGCAGAAAAGGGGACAAGGGUUUGUUUUUCUUGAAUAGAAAAGAUAAAAGCAGCCGCUAUGAGACCCUGCAGAGCAAGUGUGGGUUGGGUGGGCUGGAGCUGUCCACUGCAGUGACCGCUCGGCGGGGAGGUGGCGUGCCUGUGGGAGGUGGGCGGGGCCGCGGGUCUGGGAGCAGCUUGUCCAUGUGCCUUCAGGGGGUGUCACCUGGGAGCUCUAAGGUGAGGGGAGAAAGCCUGUCCUCCAGCUGAAUCCGGCCUCUUUUAUCCUGAACAGGGGAAGGUGCUAGAAAUUAGAGCGAGUCCUAGAGAAUAACCUAGAAAUGCCCAGCCCUGGCACUCAGGCUCUCAUGUCAGAUGUAAGCUGUUGGCAUGGCCUCCUGGGAGGAACCUGGGGUAGUCACAGAGCCUGAGAGCAGAGGGGAAUGUGGGGACUGCCGCCAGUCCCCAUCCGGGGAGCCCGCCGAAGCAGCCGCCAGGGGUGGACCUUUCCUGUGGUGCUUCUCCCAGAACGUGGUUUUAGACCAGACCUGCAGCCAGGGCACCGCAUCAGGCCGAGCGUGCCGACUCCAGGCACCUGGCAGCCUUGCACUGUCAGUGUGGGAAGAUCACCUUGUUUACAGCGACCACAGUCUCCCCAUCUGGGGCUGUUGAACCAGAACUUCCAACCCACGUGGUGUCUGUGCUGGGAUGAGGCGCGACAGCUGCACUGCUGCCCCCUGCUGGCCACCCGAGAGCCUGCCCGCGGCCGCCUCGGACUUUCCUAGCCAGCCUGGCGGGGGGCAGUCUCCAGAAACAGGCCAGCAGGGGGCCUUGUUAGUUAAGUGCCAGAGCCUCUCCAUCCGAGCCUCCUCCCCAUGUGCGCUCAUCCGCAGCAGGCAGGCGAGGGGGCAAGCCGGGGAGACACAGCAGCUGCCUCAAAGGCAUCAAACACCCCUUUCUGGUCUUAUUGGUAUGUUUUGUUUUUGUAAUAAAGCUCCAGUCACCCUCAUUUGAGCAAUACUCAUUUCCUCUGACGCUGGAAUCUGAGCUCGGGCCCCAGCCCCAUGGCAAAGGAACAGCCUCAUAAUCAGGCUCCAGCCAGAGACUAAGCAACUCACAGGCUUCAUUCACUAUCAGGGUUGAAAGUUGGAUAAAUAAAUGAUUUAUUAAAAAUG